This is a messenger RNA of Gracilinanus agilis (Agile Gracile Mouse Opossum), 1197 nucleotides long. RefSeq names its product band 3 anion transport protein-like. Gene Ontology annotation, biological process: monoatomic anion transport; transmembrane transport; regulation of intracellular pH. Gene Ontology annotation, cellular component: basolateral plasma membrane; plasma membrane. The annotation marks the transcript as partial. Gene Ontology annotation, molecular function: monoatomic anion transmembrane transporter activity; bicarbonate transmembrane transporter activity; solute:inorganic anion antiporter activity. The record is from RefSeq and is a predicted model, not a curated record. NCBI's taxonomy places the organism in Eukaryota, Metazoa, Chordata, Mammalia, Didelphimorphia, Didelphidae. The transcript is spliced from 7 exons.
GUGUUCCGAAUAGAUGCCUACAUAGCCCAUGACCGGAAGGAGCUGGUCCAGUCCCUGGAAGGUUUCCUGGACUGUAGCGUGGUGCUGCCCCCGACGGAUGCGCCUUCGGAGUCAGCGUUACGCACCUUAGUCCCGGUGCAGCAGGAAUUGCUGCGAAGACGCUACAAGCUCAGCCCGUCUAAGCCCGAUCCCAGCUUCUACAAGGGAAUAGACUUGAAUGGGGCUCCCGUGGGUCAAGAUGACCCCUUGCAGCGGACAGGCCACCUCUUUGGGGGCUUAGCUCGGGAUGCUCGGCGCCGGUUCCCCAAGUACUUGAGUGACAUCACGGAUGCGCUGAGCCCCCAGGUCCUCGCAGCGGUGGUAUUCAUCUACUUCGCAGCCCUCUCACCGGCUAUCACCUUCGGGGGCCUCCUAGGAGACAAGACCCAGAACAUGAUGGGGGUGUCAGAAUUACUCAUCUCAACAGCAGUGCAGGGCAUCCUCUUUGCCUUGCUGAGUGCCCAGCCCCUGCUUGUGCUCGGUUUCUCGGGACCCCUGCUUGUCUUUGAAGAGGCCUUCUCUGGGUUCUGCGAGAGCAAUGGCUUCGAAUACAUCGUGGGCCGGGUAUGGAUUGGCUUCUGGCUGGUGCUGCUGGUGGUCCUGGUGGUGGCCUUUGAGGGAAGUUUCCUGGUGCGCUACAUCUCCCGCUACACCCAGGAGAUCUUCUCCAUCCUCAUUUCUCUCAUCUUCAUCUAUGAGACCUUCUCCAAGCUUAUCAAGAUAUUCCAGGAACACCCACUGCAGAAACAUUAUGCCCACAACGUGAGCUGGGACCCCAAGCCCCAGGACGCCCUACCCAACACCGCCCUCCUGUCCCUGGUGCUCAUGGCUGGGACGUUUUAUUUUGCCAUCACAUUUCGCAAGUUCAAGAACAGCUCCUACUUCCCUGGAAAGCUCCGCAGAGUAAUUGGAGAUUUCGGUGUUCCCAUUUCUAUCUGCAUUAUGGUCGCGGUAGAUAUAUUCCUCAUUAAAGACACCUACACCCAGAAACUCAAAGUGCCCAAGGGCUUCGAAAUCACCAACUCCUCGGCCAGAGACUGGUUCAUCCACCCCCUGGGCUUGUACAAAGAGUUUCCCCUCUGGAUGAAGUUUGCUUCUGUUGUGCCAGCUCUACUCGUCUUCAUCCUCAUCUUCCUGGAGACACAGAUUACCACGUAG